Molecule: messenger RNA, 4203 nt
Organism: Loxodonta africana (African savanna elephant)
Lineage: Eukaryota; Metazoa; Chordata; Mammalia; Proboscidea; Elephantidae
Gene: C16H10orf143
Product: chromosome 16 C10orf143 homolog
Exons: 4
Coding region: 66-509 (147 amino acids)
Source: RefSeq, a predicted model, not a curated record
GGGGCGGGUGCACCUCGCCUCCGGAGCGGGGAUGAGCGGCCGCUACGACUCCGGGUUGAGGUCGCAUGGACGCCGUGGCCCCGUGCCGGUGGCGACGUCAGAGGCCGGAGGAACUACAGGUUCCGGGGGACGCGAAGCGGGUGUGCCGGAGACCAGAGGCAGCUGUGCACGACCGGGGCUGUAGUCUGUUGAGCGGGUGUGCCAGGCAAUCCUGGAGCCCAGAGGAGGUGGUGCCCCUGCCCAGCAGACCUUUACCUGCACGCGGGCCAGAGAGCAGCCGUGGGAGACCAGCCUGUGGGAUUCCCCAGAAUGGUGGAAGGAGCUUGGCCCAGCCUUGCCCAAGGUGUAUGGCGGGGGAGCCUUUUUGUAUGCCUGAGGAAUCCUGGAGAGUCCUGGGCAUGAUGUAUCCACACAUAAAUACAUCAUGGCGAAACUCGAGAACAUCAAAGACAGAAAAAUCUAUAGAGCUGCUAGAGAGAAAUGACAGAUUAUCCAUGAAGGAACAGUAAUUUGGUGACAACAGACCUAGCAUUAGUACCAGUAGAUGCCAGAAGACCUUGGAACAACAUCUUUGAAAGUGCUGAAGGGGUUGUGCCUGUGUGGGCAUGUGUGCAGGCAGCUAAUAGGCAUAGAGCUAGGACAGCCUGAACAAUGGGAGUUACCCCUCUAGGAAGUUUAGUUAUCAAAAUUGACUCCAGAAAGGAGAACAUAAACAGACUAGUAUCAAUGGAAGAAACUGGGGAAGUUAAAAAGCUAUCAUCCAAGAUGAUUUUACAGGUUAAAAAAAUUUCUACAUGAAUGAACAGGAGGAUGAUUUAACAAUAGGAAAAGUUAUAUUAUCUGAUCAAAGGAGAAGAAACAAAUGAUCAUCUUUUUUGUUAUUUUUUUCUAAAUUUUUUUUUUUUGUAGUCAGAGAAUGUACUCUGUGAGUGAACUGACACUUUUAAAUUUGAUGAGCUUCUAGCAUGGAGUCAAUUUUUACAAUUGUUUUCUGUCUGAUUGUGAAAAGCUGUUUCCAGUUACUGGAAACAGCCCAUUAGAUCAAACUUGUUAAGUUUUUGAAAUUUAUGUUAUUCAAAUUUUCUGUAUCCUUAUUGAUUUUGAUUAAUUUUAAUAGAUGCAGAAAUAGCAUGUAAUUAGUUCCAAAUCCCAUUCAUGGUAAAAACUCAACAAGCCAGAAUAGAAGGGUUUACCCUGGUAAGGGAGAAGGGGCAUCCCAGUCAAUGGAAGCAUUUCUGUUGAUGACGGGGAGAAGGCACGGAGCUUCCUAACACCACUUCUGUUUAGUUUACUAGGGUUCCUAGACAGCACGGUAAGACAAGAAAAAAAGAAACAAUGGACAUAAUUAUCUACACAGAAAAUCCAAGAAAAUCUACAGAUAAACUAUUAGAACUAAUAAGAGAGUUCAGCAAGGGUGCUGAAUAUAAGAUGAACAUGCAAAAAUCAAUAGGCUUCUUAUUCACUGGUAAUAACCAAUUAGAAGAAAAAUUCCAUUCAUAUGAUUUCUUCAUGUAGAUUCAAGUUUUUGUCUAGCAUCCUUUCAGCCUGAAGGAUUCCCUUUAGUAUUUCAUGUAGGACAGUCCGCUAGUGACAGAUUGUCUAUGUUUUUGUUUACCUGGGAAUGUCUUAAUUUUACCUUCACUUUUAUAGGAUAGAUAAAAAAAAAAUUUUAUUGUACUUUAAAUGAAGGUUUACAGAGCAAAUUAGUGUCUCAUUAAACAAUACACAUAUUGUUUUGUGACAUUGGUUGCCAACCUGAUGACUUGUCAACACUCUCCACUUCUCUACCUUGGGUUCCCCAUUACCAGCUUUCCUGUCUCCUCCUGCCUCUUCAUCCUUGCCCCUUGGCUGGAGUGCCCGUUUAGUCUUGCUUUGUUUUAUGAGCCUGUCUAAUCUUUGGCUGAAGGGUGAACCUCAGUAGUGACUUCAUUACUGAGCUAUAAGGGUGCCCGGGGGCCAAACUCAGAGGGUUUCUCCAGUCUCUGUCAGACCAGUAAGUCUGGUUUGUAGGAUGGAUUUGCUGGUUAUAGAAUUCUUGGUUGACAGUUUUUCUCUCAGCUCUUUGAAUAUGUCAUCUCCCUGCUUUCUGGCUUUGGUGAUUUCUGAUGAGAAAUCACCUGGUAAUCUUAUUUAGGAUCACUUGCAGUUGCUUCUCUCUUGUUGCUUUCAAGAUUUUUUCUUUGUCAUUGGUUUUAGGCGGUUGGAUUAUUAUGUAUCUAGGUGUGAAUUUCUCCCCCUUCACCCAACUUGGAGUUCAUUGAGCUUCUUGGGUGUGUAGAUGAAUGUUUUUCAUCAAAUUUGGGAAGUUUUCAGCCAUUAUUUCUUCAGAUAUUCUUUUUCCCCCUUUAUCUCUUGCCUGCCUUUCAGUGACUUUCAAUAUGUAUAAUUGGUGAUGUCCUACAGGUCUCUGAGGUUCGGUUUAUUCUUCUUGUUUCUCAAACUGAAUAAUCUCGGUUGACCUCUCUUCAAGUUCUCUGUUCUGUCGUCUUCCUGCUCAAAUCUGCUGUCGAACCCCUAUAGUGAAUUUUUCAUUUCCGUUAUUGUACUUUCCAGCUUCAGAAUUUUGAUUUAGUUGUCUUUUUUUUUUUUAAGUAACAUUUAUCUCCUUAUUGAUAUUCUCAUUUGUUGAGACAUUGUUCUCAUACUUUCUUUUAGUUUUUAGUCAUGGUUUUCUUUAAUUCUUUAAACAUAUUUUAAAUAGCUGGUUUAAAGUCUUUGUCUGGCAAGUCCAGCAUCUGGGCUUCCUUGGGGACAAUGUCUGUUGACUGCUUUUUCUCCUCUGUAUGGAACAUACUUCCUUGUUUCUUUGCCUGCCUUUUUGGUUGAAAAUUGAACCUUUAAAGUAAUAUAAAGUGGCAAUUAUUAAAACUAGAUUUCCCCCCUCCAGGUUUUACUGUUAUUGUUGUUUCUUUAGUGACUUUUCAGAACUAAUUCUGUAAAACCUGUAUUCUUUGUUGUCUGUGGCCCCUGAUGUCUCUUCUUGGUUAGCUCGGUGGUCAGCUAGUGAUUAGACACAGAUUUCCUUAAAUGCCUGGAACCAGUGAGUCUCCAUCUUUGCUGUUAAACAAAGAAGGAAAAGCAUUCCUAAUGCAACUAAUGGCAAGAAUCAAUAGAAAUCCGUAAACUGGGAAGGGGCUGUUACUAUAAGUUAUGCAGUUACUCAAGUGAAGUCAGAGAGCUAGCCACAAAGCCAAGUUUCUGCACAUUAAUGAAAAAUGGUUUUAGCAAAAACAGAAAAGGUAUGUUGCAAAGGUCUCUCUUUCCCACUUUGCGUGGGUUAAAGUGCAGCUAGAUUUACUGUAGCUGAAGGUGUCAGUCUGGUGUGAUAAGCCCAGACAGAGGGAGCACAGGACGUGCGUACCUGCUGGUCUGGGUGUGCCAGCCAGCACCUCAGAACAGGUGAGGUAGAGCCUAGGAAGAAGGCUCUUAGUGGGAAGCUUUGAAAGAAUUCAUGAAUUGUGGUAAGCCCCCUGAGGGAAUCACCACAGCGAGAGGGAUGAACGAAAUGCUGAGGCUAUGCUCACAGGUGUGGCCCGCAAAGAGCUGGUACGAGAAGGGCUCAGCAGUGGAAGCAGCUGGAGGCAGCCUGACCUGAUUGCCUUUUCAUUUCAAUAUUAGAAGUGAAUAAAAACCCCCUCCUAAAAAAAGUCAUUUUCUUGCUUGGUGGAAAAAUACUGGAAUUGCAAUGUUUCACUGAGAGCAGUGUUACUUCCCAUGAUUGCACGUCAGGUCUCUUUUCAGCCCCACCCAAACAGGAAGCAAGGCAUUUUGUCAGCAAUAAGACUUACAGUCCAGGCACAACUAACCCUUCUCUUCCUAGCUGACUGUGUCAUGCCAUAGAGCCGGCGCCGUGACAGACUCCACGAGACCACAUCAUUUUUAUACAUUUUACUUUGAUCAUUUUGGGGAUAUAUAGUGGUAUUUUCAUUCCCUUGUUUCCUCAUAGCCCUGCAGGAAGGGAAAUACUAUUUACUGAGGGCAUUCUGUGUACCAGGCACUGUCGUGAGUGCGUUAAAUAUCUUAAUUAUAAUCUAGACCACCCUGCUGUGACUAUGUACUUACAUCAGGUAUGAGGACAUUACUUACAAAUGUCACCACAACCAAUUUUACAUACGGUGCAUUGUGUUGGGGAGUGUGUAGCCGGGUGUUAAGUGCAUGCCUCCCCCUGGAAAUUAAGUUCCUUGCACAUGUGCUGUUUUCCCA